AGGGCGGUUUCGUUAGACCGUUGUUUUGGAAGGAAAAUUUGAAUGAGCAUAGUUAUUAAGUAUAAUUAGGAAAGUCUGUACCGUACUGUGGAUGAUGUUCAUGAAGCUUUCUAAAUCCACAGAAUGCCAUCUACGAAUUCGGGAAAUGAGUUAUUAUUAAGAUUCUUUGAAUCCGCACACUUUACAAGUCAGCUAUGUGUAGCAUAUCUUUCACGGUAUCCCAAUAAUAUUGGUAUCCAUCAUUUUCUCUGUGAGAAACUUGCAUCAUUUUCGUAUGAGGAAAUUGAGUUUUUUAUCCCUCAGCUUAUUCAUCUUGUUCUUAAUAAGGAUGCAGAAAGCGUUGCAUUAGAGGAUUUCAUUAUACAUGAAUGCGAAAGAAACACGCAGUGUGCACUUAUAACAUUUUGGUACCUACAGGCUCAUAUGGUAGAUUUAAGUUUAUUACCACGUUCGACGUCUUUCAAAAUAUGCAAACGCCUAUACAAUCGUAUACAAGUUUUGGUUUUUAUGACAUCUUCCUUUCAAUCACAACAAAAGAUUUCAGAAAAUGUUUCACCGGCAUUGAUACUUUCUGGAAUCAUGCUUGGUGGAGUCCUUGUCCCUGAACUUCUAAAAAAAGUAGGGCCCAUAGCAAUAGCUCAAGGUCGCAAGGCACCACGGCAAGAUUCCGAAGAGUCAGAUACGGAUGUUUUACAUCGUUUAUCAGCCGAAAGUCGAUAUUCCUUUGAUAUCAUUCAAAACUCAAAAGCACCCUCUAUGGAUGGACAAAACUCUGGACAUCUUUUUCCUACAGUAUCUCCCCUAGCCCGUACUCAUUCGCAUCAAAGCUCUGGCGCUCUUUCCAUUGAUGAACAGCGUAGAUUGUUACGUUCUAAUUAUUUUCAGCAGGAGAUUCAGUUUUUAUUUGCUUUGCAAGAUAUCUCUAUCCGACUUAUUAUAGUUCCACGACAAGCCCGACUUUCAUCACUUCGAGCCGAGCUCGCUUUGCUCAACAAUAGUCUACCUGCCGACGUCAACAUUCCAAUCAUGCGGCCCUACUACAAUGAAGUCAGUCACAAAAUAGUCCGAAUUGACCCCAAAGAAGCCACGAUCCUUAAUUCUGCUGAACGUGUACCGUAUCUAAUUUAUGUUGAAGUACUGUCCGGCGAACUUAACUUUGAACCAAAUUCAAAAAGUAAUAUUGGUAAAGUUCAGAAACUUUCGUCACACAAAAAUGUCAAGCGACGAUGGUUUGAUUUGACAGACGUGAAUUCAACCUCGGCUUACCAUGAUAAUUUGAAUGCGGAGGGCUCCGAAUCUGAAAGUGAGGCUGGCGAUUUAAGCAUGUCACCGUUAGUUAAUAAGCUAAUCUCACCUAUUAAUUUUGCAAGUAAAUCUUCUUCCAAUAUCCAGGAUUCCUCUUCUCAGGCUUCUAUGAUACACAAAGGCACAGAUGUUUUGUUAGUACCCGGUCGACGCUCUGAUUCUGGAGAGCACUUUUCGACCAAGCGAAAUAAGGCUUAUGCUUCGGAAAUAACUACCAGAAUGAGGGCAGCUGCAACUAUGCUUAGCCAACUAGACAUUGAGGGUAGUAAGAGACCAAAAGCUGAGACGGAAAGAAUCAAAGCCAGUAUCAUAUUGGAUAUGCAACAUUUGGAAGAGGAAAGACUCAAUGAACCAUCGACAUAUCCAGUCUCGGUCGAUAUCUCCUGUGCUGAGGAUUUACAUUCAAAUAAGGAUGAUCAACACCAUGAUAGGAAAGGUGACAGGGACGAUCCGAGUGCUGCAACCUUCCAAGAAGAUUGGUAUAGCAAGAAAGAAAGGAUCCGUAAAUUUUCUCCGUAUGGACAUUUGCCCAACUGGGAUCUGGUUAGUGUUAUCGUUAAAACUGGUGCCGAUCUGCGUCAAGAAACGUUUGCAUGUCAAUUAAUUCAUGCGUUUCGUAGGGUUUGGCAAGAAAGCAAAGAUAAAGUUUGGCUUCGCAGAAUGAAAAUCUUGGUCACUGGUGAUAGCAGCGGUCUAAUUGAAACCAUCACAAAUGCAAUUAGCGUGCAUUCUAUAAAAAAGAACUUGACGCGAGAAAUGCAAGAAGCCGAAAUGAGCGAAGGAAAAGUUUCCGGUAAAGGGGUGGCUACUUUAAAAGACUAUUUUGUAAAGCGAUUUGGUCCUCCCAACAGUGACCGCUAUUAUCAAGCUCAAACAAAUUUUAUACAAUCAUUAGUCGCCUACAGCAUCAUAUCAUAUUUAUUACAGUUAAAGGACAGACACAACGGAAAUAUUUUGAUUGAUAGUGACGGUCACCUUGUACAUAUCGAUUUUGGGUUUUUAUUGACGAAUACGCCUGGUAACGUUGGGUUCGAGAGUGCACCAUUCAAAUUGACCGCCGAUUAUUUGGAAAUUUUGGAUAAUCGUUUUGAUGAAUUUCGUUCUUUGAUGAAGAAAGCAUUUAAGUCUGUACGUAAGCGUGCUGACCAAAUUAUACUAUUAGUAGAAGUCAUGCAGAAUAACUCUUCGAUGCCAUGUUUUCGAGGAAAGGAGAAUACUAGUGCACAGCUUUUACAACGAUUCCACUUGCAGCUUAGUGAAAAGGAAUGUGAUGAUUUUGUGGAUUUACUAAUUCAAAAAGCCAACUGCAGUGUAUGGACGAGACUUUAUGAUCUAUUUCAAAGCAUUACUAAUGGAAUAUUCUAAUAAAACCCUACAUUCUUUUCAUUUUGCAUUCGUUUCCUGCUUGUUGAAAAGCUCCUUACAAAAUUUUGUGAAGCGUUCAUAAAUGAAGGUUUCUUAAGAAAUUAAGAAAUAAAUAUGACUACACUGUGAUGAAUACUACGUACUUUGUGAGAUGUAUAAUAGACAUAUAGCUGCCUUGAAUAAAGUGAGAUCGGAAAUCUAGCAACUUCUUUUCUUACCGACCCCUCGCCUACUCUAAAACAUGCAAGCUACUCAUGAGAUUCAUAACUUACAUAGCCUUUUUCAAAAAAUCUCUUAGCAACAUUCUUUAAGUAAAAAUUAUUCUUUUUUUCUUUUUU
This is a messenger RNA of Schizosaccharomyces octosporus yFS286, 3008 nucleotides long. Its product is annotated as phosphatidylinositol kinase Pik1. The record is from RefSeq and is a predicted model, not a curated record. Lineage: Eukaryota; Fungi; Ascomycota; Schizosaccharomycetes; Schizosaccharomycetales; Schizosaccharomycetaceae. Gene Ontology annotation, molecular function: 1-phosphatidylinositol 4-kinase activity. The transcript is spliced from 4 exons. Gene Ontology annotation, biological process: phosphatidylinositol phosphate biosynthetic process; phosphatidylinositol-mediated signaling. The coding region runs from base 124 to 2670 and encodes 848 amino acids. Gene Ontology annotation, cellular component: membrane; cytoplasm.